Messenger RNA from Aspergillus brunneoviolaceus CBS 621.78, 1013 nucleotides. Its product is annotated as branched-chain amino acid aminotransferase, cytosolic. The coding region runs from base 35 to 712 and encodes 225 amino acids. The record is from RefSeq and is a predicted model, not a curated record. Gene Ontology annotation, biological process: L-leucine biosynthetic process; L-valine biosynthetic process. Gene Ontology annotation, cellular component: mitochondrion. Gene Ontology annotation, molecular function: branched-chain-amino-acid:2-oxoglutarate transaminase activity. NCBI's taxonomy places the organism in Eukaryota, Fungi, Ascomycota, Eurotiomycetes, Eurotiales, Aspergillaceae. The transcript has 2 exons.
UGCUCGAGGAUACUCGUUAUACCUGCGUCCCACGAUGAUUGGCACUCAAAAGACUCUUGGUGUCGGACCCCCAGGUUCCGCCCUUCUAUUCGUGAUCGCAAGCCCUGUUGGCCCUUACUACCCCACUGGCUUCAAGGCUAUCUCUCUUGAGGCCACCGACUAUGCAGUCCGCGCUUGGCCCGGUGGCGUGGGAGACAAGAAGCUAGGUGCGAAUUACGCACCUUGUGUUCUGCCUCAACUCGAAGCUGCCUCCCGGGGUUUCCAGCAGAACCUGUGGCUUUUCGGAGAGGAGGAGUAUAUCACUGAAGUUGGCACGAUGAAUCUCUUCGUCGCAAUGAAGAACAAGGAAACUGGUCAGAAGGAGCUGGUGACUGCACCAUUAGACGGGACAAUCCUUGAAGGUGUCACUAGAGAUUCGGUGUUGGCUCUGGCAAGGGAAAGACUGGUGCCAAAGGGAUGGGCUGUCGCAGAGCGCAAAGUCAGGAUGACUGAGCUUGCUGAAGCAGCUCAGGAGGGAAGACUAAUUGAGGUCUUCGGAGCCGGAACCGCGGCCAUUGUGAGCCCCGUACGAAAGAUUAGCUACAAGGGUCAGCUGGUCGACUGCGGUCUGAAGGAAAAUGAAGAGGCUGGGGAAAUCGCCUUGCAAAUGAAGAACUGGAUCGAGGGUAUUCAGUAUGGUGACGAGGAGCAUCCGUGGAGCUACGUCCUAUAGAGUCUGAUUUAAGGAUAGGAAUUGAUGUGUUCUAAACAAUCAUUGCAUGUGUGGGUGCGUGUGUGCGCGCGCGCGUGGUUUAUGUCGUCUCCCAUAGACGAAUCAAAAUGUUUGAUUCAAGAUCAAGGGGCGUUGUAUGGCUCAUGGUGGUUUUGAUGGACCGAAAACACAAAUAACAAUAUGUUCAUGGUUGAUCUCUGAGCGUUACCUGAGGCUAGAGCAGUUUAAACUCAUCUUUUCAGUGCUCCUGAGACUUUGAUUCUGGUUCAGACGGAGAUUUUACUGUAUACCAACUCGUCCA